UUUCGCUACCCUGAUUUGUACGUAAGCACUUCUAUCAAAGUUAUACUAGUUACUAGCAUCGUUCCGAAGGCUCGCGACACCAUGGAUAAGUCAUCAAAGAAUGAUUUUAUCCAAGCAUACCUCGACCGUCAGAAAGUCUAUGUACAUUCAUAUUCUUCAAUCGAUCCCCCCUCAAAAAUAACCAACGGGACACCGACAAGGGCGCGUGAUGAAGAAACGAAAAAGCUGAAAUUUGGGUUCGACACGCCUAUACUCGUUCCCCGUGUGGCUGGGCUUAAUAUCCUUAGUACGGACAAGCGCUCGGUCGUAGGGCUUCCCACCAAGGCAACGCAAAAGACCCGAAAGACUCAGAAGGCACUUAAUGUUGAAACUUCUAUAAAGGAAAACAAAGACUCAGUGCGUGCACCGCUCAUAACCGCUCGACGUGAUUCAUCCAAGCGGAAGCGUAAGAAGGCGGAAGUCCCAUUUGGUUCCGACGAAGAACGGGAGGCUAGACUGAGCGAGCGUCGAGAACGGAAACGCGUAAAGCGUGAUAUCGUGAAACCUAAUACCAAUAUUGCAGUGCAUGUUAGCCCAUCAGCAAGUGAAAAGGAAUAUAAGAAAGUUGCUCGUAAAAAGGGAAAGAAACAUUCGGGCACUGCAGGUCUCGCACUCUUGCACGGAUUCUCAGCGACUAAUGUCGGUAAAAACCGCCUCACGUUAAAACCAUUGGCUUCUCUCGGAGUGUUCAACAAGGGGAAAUCAUCCGCCAAGACGAAGAUAUACAAAACGAAGGAGCCAGCCCAUAAAUUAUUUUCGGAAAUAGCGUUUCUCAACAAAACCGUGACAACCAAGCAAUACGAAUCUCCGGUGGAUGAGUCGGUUGUAUCUGACUCUUCCUCUCGACCACCAUCUGCUGUGAAGAAGAUCAAGAUCACGAAUCAUCGCAAAGACAGGAAAUCGACUCAAUCCACAAGCAACCAUUCUGCGAGUCCGGACCUUCCUAGGGGAAGUACAGCUAUAUCAGAGCCUUGGGAUAUCGAGCUUCAAAGCAAAUGUCCUUCUUCAGACGGUUUUUGUCCUCAGCCAGGCAAAUCCAUAACCGGAACGCUAGUACUUGAUCCCCGUAUGGCCAAUUGGCACGAUCAAGAGCUGCCAUCCGAGGGCCAGGUGAUACAUUCUUCCCUCAUAAAAACACCCGUGAAGGAAAUGUCUCAUGACUGUAUACCCGACGAAAUCUUGUCAUCGGUUUCAGCGUCUGUCAUCGCGACCAUCUAUGAUCUCGACGGUGGAUCGUCUAUCCAUCCCUCUCAUUCCGCAUCUCAGGUUGGCCUCAAACGACUUGGCCGUCUGAACCCUUCUGUCGAGCUUCUGACAUCAAAGUAUUUUGCCGUGCAUGACACGGAGCAUGUGUCACCGACGUUCGAUCAACCACAUCCUAUAACUAACUCUUGUGGUGUGAUAUCGGGCUGCAAUCCGCGUGACGCACACCUCUCUGUUUCUCACCCGCACGACACGAGCACAACGCGUCGCGCCGCUCCUUUGAAUGUUAUGGUCGACAGCAGUCCUUUACGUAUCCAUGGUAUCCCCGAGGAGCAUUUUCUUCCCUUAGCUGACGACCUCAUGCCAACUUAUCGAGGUCACUCUAUCACACAGUAUAGUCGCUCAAACGAGGAUGUCAUUUCGGCAUGGUAUGCUCCAGACGCAUGUACCACCAACUUCUUUGGAGGGGACUCUGGCCAUGAUGAUGAUGAUAUUCGAGACCAAGACCUGGUAUAUCUGGAACCUCCGCAUCUUGUCGAUGAACCCAGCUUCUACUCUCUGGUGCAGGCCUACUCGAGCGACGGACUGCACGAUAUCUCAGCGGAUGAAAUGGUCGUACUUGACGAGCCAUGUCAAGGUCUUAGGAAGCUCAUCGAGUAUACGCAAGAAGUGGAUGACUACGAAGACUCAGACCUCGCGCUGGAACUAUCUUCAUUGCAUCAUGAUUCUUUCUCGUCACCCACCCGCUCUCACGCGACAGCCGAGGCAUAUGACGAUGAUUCCUGCUCACUGCGCCCGUUCUUGCAAGGUCGUGCGAUGUUACUUGGCAUUCCCCCGUACGUUCCGCCUUGGCACGAUCCGCAUGACCAUGAACACACGAAAUUUGGGAGUGGUUUGUUAUCAGCUGAGGUGGAUGUUGCAAAACGCUUGAAAGACCAUUGGCGGCCGCAUAGAUUAUGAUAGUUGAAGGUUCGAGCAGAUAAUUUUCCACAUGUGUACGCUACUGGUAUGGAGUCCUUAUAUAACCUGUCA
Molecule: messenger RNA, 2274 nt
Organism: Suillus fuscotomentosus
Lineage: Eukaryota; Fungi; Basidiomycota; Agaricomycetes; Boletales; Suillaceae
Exons: 4
Coding region: 82-2202 (706 amino acids)
Source: RefSeq, a predicted model, not a curated record